CAGUGUGUGAGCUGGCUGUCUGACAACAAGUGGUUUCCGCUGAGAACAGCACGCAGGAGCUGCUGCCGAGAUUUUUCAUAUGAAGCUUCCAGUUUAGACUAUUUUCAGUAGCAAAGCAGCCUAAUGACAGCCACAUUUAGACUUAGAAUUUAAGAAAAGGAGGAAACCAACAAACCGUCGGGUGCUGGUUGCUCCGUCUUCUGGGUGACUAAUUAAUUAGAACCAAUACCACCCGUGCUCCGGUGGGAAACGUGGCCGUGAGUCGCCAAGUGGAAGGCGACAAAAAGUUGCUCUGAACUUUUCCGUUCACCUCUUGUGUAACUCCCAACUUUACAUUUAACAUGUAUAGCAUGAUGGAACACGAGCUGAAGCCAACCGGCCAGCCUCCUUCCCAUCAGACCUCCCAGGGAAUGUCACCGGUCACUGGAAACAUGACCGGGAGCCUAGGAACCAACGGCAAUUCUCAUCCGAGCUCCAAAACAGUUUGCGCGGCCGGAGGCGACCCUAUGGAUAAAGUGAAGCGGCCGAUGAACGCGUUUAUGGUGUGGUCUAGGGGUCAGAGGCGCAAGAUGGCACAAGAAAACCCCAAAAUGCACAAUUCUGAGAUCAGUAAGCGACUGGGAGCUGAGUGGAAACUUUUAACAGACGCAGAAAAGAGGCCCUUCAUCGACGAGGCCAAGCGACUCCGGGCUGUUCACAUGAAGGAGUACCCCGAUUACAAGUACAAACCACGGCGCAAGACCAAACCACUGCUUAAGAAGGACUCCCAAGUGGGCAAGUACCCACUGUCAGCAGGCAACCUUCUGGCGGCGGCGCAAGGACAGAGUGGGAGUCCACGCAUGGAGUCCUACGGAUGGGGCCCCACUGGAGGUUAUGCCGGUAUGCAGGGCGAGGCACUGGGUUACACUCAGCAGCUCCACCGAUAUGACCUUUCAGCGCUUCAGUACCCACCUGCAAUGACGGCAGCCCAGACGUACAUGAACGGAGCCAACUCGUACAGCUCCAUGUCAUACAGCAACAGUCCUCAGCAGCCAAGCCCCGUGACUAUGUCCAUGGUAAAAUCUGAGCCAGUGUCCCACUCGCCUCCGUCAGGGACACCGAACCACCACAGGGGACCUCUGCAGGGGGACCUUAGGGACAUGAUCAGCAUGUACAUUCCUGGACCAGGGGGGGAUGGCAAUGAUCCCACAGCAGCACAGAGGGGCUACAGCAGCGUCCAGCAGCACUACCUCACUGGAACUGUUCCACUCACACACAUCUAGGACUGCACUGAGAACCACUGUACAGGAGGAGGAGCUCUGAUCUCAAUAGGAGGACCAGAAAUGCUCAAAAAAAUGCACAGCAGCAGA
Molecule: messenger RNA, 1349 nt
Organism: Sphaeramia orbicularis (orbiculate cardinalfish)
Lineage: Eukaryota; Metazoa; Chordata; Actinopteri; Kurtiformes; Apogonidae
Gene: sox19b
Product: SRY-box transcription factor 19b
Exons: 2
Coding region: 342-1262 (306 amino acids)
Biological process (GO): negative regulation of transcription by RNA polymerase II; brain development; positive regulation of transcription by RNA polymerase II
Cellular component (GO): nucleus
Molecular function (GO): RNA polymerase II cis-regulatory region sequence-specific DNA binding; DNA-binding transcription activator activity, RNA polymerase II-specific
Source: RefSeq, a predicted model, not a curated record